CGCCCGGCCGCCGGCCCGGCCCCCUCCCCCGCCAUGAAGAAGCUGUGGGUGAAGAAGCGUUUCCAGAAAAGCGGCCACUCCCGCCGGGCCUUCGGCCGACUCACCCAUGUUUUCCGCUCCUGCAGAAAGCAAAGUUACGACUCGGAGACGGGCGAGGAUGACAUCAGCGAUGUGCCGGGGACCCAGCGCCUGGAGCUUCGGGAUGACGGGGCCCUUAGCACCCCCACGGGGGGCUCCGACACCCUGGUGGGCACCUCCCUGGACACCCCCCCGACCUCCGUGACGGGCACAUCGGAGGAGCAAGUGAGCUGGUGGGGCAGCGGGCAGACGGUGCUGAAACAGGACGCGGGCAGCAGGGGUGGCCCCCGCCACGCUCCGGGCAGCCCAAGGCAAGCACAGGCAACCGGGGCCGGGCCUCGGCACCUGGGGGUGGAGCCGCUGGUGCGGGCGUCCCGAGCUAAUCUGGUGGGCGCAAGCUGGGGGUCAGAGGAUAGCCUUGCGGUGGCCAGUGACGCGUACGGCAGCGCAUUCAGUCUGUACCGAGGACGGGCGCUCUCGAUCCACGUCAGCAUCCCUCCGAGCGAACUGUGCAAAGAGGAACCGGACCCGCAGCCCGUGCCGGCCAGCGAAGCCCCGCGCCGCGCCGCGCCACCGCCCGCAUCCAAGUCCGCGCUGCUGCCGCCGCCGUCCCCUCGCGUGGGGAAGCGGCCCCCGCCGGGCCCCAGCCCCCAGCCGUCGGCGGCGGCGGCGGCGGCGCCCCCCGCCUCGCCCCACCGGCGCCCCCCGGAGCCCGCUCCCCCGGAGGACGCGGCCGAAGAGAAGCGGAGCAAGAAGUCCAAGUCGUCGGGACCGUCGCUGCCCGGCACGGCCGAGUCGCGGCCGCAGACGCCGCUGAGCGAGGCGUCGGGCCGCCUGUCGGCGCUGGGCCGCUCGCCGCGGCUGGUGCGCGCCGGCUCCCGCAUCCUGGACAAACUGCAGUUCUUCGAGGAGCGGCGGCGCAGCCUGGAGCGCAGCGACUCGCCGCCGGCGCCCCUGCGGCCCUGGGUGCCCCUGCGCAAGGCGCGCUCGCUGGAGCAGCCGCGCUCGGACGGCGGCGCGGCGUGGGGCUCGCCGGGGGCCUCGCAGGAGGAGCUGCGCGCGCCCACGGGCAGCGUGGCCGAGCGGCGCCGCCUGUUCCAGCAGAAGGCGGCCUCGCUGGACGAGCGCACGCGGCAGCGCAGCCCGGCCUCCGACCUCGAGCUGCGCUUCGCGCAGGAGCUGGGCCGCAUCCGCCGCUCCACGUCGCGGGAGGAGCUGGUGCGCUCGCACGAGUCCCUGCGCGCCACGCUCCAGCGCGCCCCGUCCCCGCGCGAGCCCGGCGAGCCCCCGCUCUUCUCCCGGCCCUCCACCCCCAAGACCCCGCGCGCCGGCAGCCCCCCGCCGCCGCCGCCACCGCCCCUCGCCAGCGCCAAGCCCGGGGAUGAGCCGGGGAGGCCGCGUAGCCGCGGGCCGGCGGGCCGGACGGAACUCGGGGAGGGCCCGCAGCAGGAGGUGCGGCGGCGGGACCAGUUCCCGCUGACGCGGAGCCGGGCCAUCCAGGAGUGCCGCAGCCCCGUGCCGCCCCCCGCCGCCGAUGCCCCCGACGGCAGGACGAAAGCCCCCGCGGGGCGCAAGCGGGAACCACCGGCGGCGCAGGCCGUGCGCUUCCUGCCCUGGGCAUCGCCCGGCCCCGAGGGCGCCGCGGCGACCCCGACUUCGGAGAAGAACCGGGCGGGGCCCGAGGCCGAGAAGCGGCUGCGCAGAGGGCCGGAGGAAGAUGGGCCCUGGGGGGCCUGGGACCGCCGUGGGGGCCGCAGCCAGACUCGAGGACGCCGGGCACGGCCCACCUCGCCCGAACUCGAGUCCUCUGACGACUCCUACGUGUCUGCGGGUGAGGAGCCCCUGGAGGCCCCCGUGUUUGAGAUCCCCCUGCAGAACGCGGUGGUGGCCCCUGGGGCCGACGUGCUACUCAAGUGUAUUGUCACCGCCAACCCCGCACCUCAAGUGACCUGGCAGAAGGAUGGGUCGACGGUACGCAGCGACGGCCGCCUCCUCCUGCGCGCCGAGGGCGAGAGGCAUACGCUGCUGCUCCGGGAGGCCCGGGCAGCCGACGCCGGCAGCUACACGGCCACCGCCACCAACGAGCUGGGUCAGGCCAGCUGCAGUGCCUCUCUGGCCGUGAGACCAGGUGGGUCCACGUCCCCCUUCAGCAGCCCCAUCACCUCUGACGAGGAGUACCUGAGCCCCCCAGAGGAGUUCCCGGAGCCUGGCGAGGCCUGGCCCCAGAGUCCAGCCAUGAAGCCCACUUCCAGCCAGAACCGCCGACCCUCCGACACCAACUCCAAGGCACCUCCCAGCUUCAAGGUCUCUCUCAUGGACCAGUCGGUGAGAGAAGGUCAGGACGUGACGAUGAGCAUCCGUGUGCAGGGCGAACCCAAGCCUGUGGUGUCCUGGCUGAGGAACCGCCAGCCCGUGCGCCCCGACCAGCGGCGCUUCGCCGAGGAGGCCGAGGGUGGCCUGUGCCGGCUGCGCAUCCUGGCGGCCGAGCGCUGCGACGCGGGCUUCUACACCUGCAAGGCGGUCAACGAGUACGGGGCGCGGCAGUGCGAGGCCCGCCUGGAGGUCCGAGCGCACCCAGAAAGCCGGUCCCUGGCCGUGCUGGCGCCCCUGCAGGAUGUGGACGUGGGGGCCGGGGAGAUGGCGCUGUUUGAGUGCCUGGUGGCGGGGCCCGCCGACGUGGAGGUCGACUGGCUGUGCCGGGGCCGCCUGCUGCAGCCGGCGCUGCUCAAAUGCAAGAUGCACUUCGACGGCCGCAAGUGCAAGUUGCUGCUGACCUCGGUGCACGAGGACGACAGCGGCGUGUACACCUGCAAGCUCAGCACGGCCAAAGAUGAGCUGACCUGCAGUGCCCGGCUGACCGUGCGCCCCUCGCUGGCUCCACUGUUCACCCGGCAGCUGGAGGACGUGGAGGUGCUGGAGGGCCGCGCCGCGCGCCUGGACUGCAAGAUCAGCGGCACCCCGCCCCCCUCCGUCACCUGGACUCAUUUCGGCCGGCCCUUGCAGGAGAGUGAGAACAUCCGCCUCCAGCAGGACGGGGGUCUGCACGCCCUGCACAUCGCCCACGUGGGCAGCGACGACGAGGGGCUGUACGCGGUCAGCGCCACCAACACCCACGGCCAGGCGCACUGCUCAGCGCAGCUCUACGUGGAAGAGCCGCGGACCGCCGCCACCGGCCCCAGCUCCAAGCUGGAGAAGAUGCCGUCCAUCCCCGAGGAACCCGAGCAGGGCGAGCUGGAGCGGCUGUCCAUGCCCGACUUCCUGCGGCCCCUGCAGGACCUCGAGGUGGGCCUGGCCAGGGAGGCCAUGCUGGAGUGCCAGGUGACCGGCCUGCCCUACCCCACCAUCAGCUGGUUCCAUAACGGCCACCGCAUCCAGAGCAGUGAAGACCGACGUAUGACUCAGUACAGGGAUGUCCACCGUCUGGUGUUCCCGGCCGUGGGACCGCAGCACGCCGGCGUCUACAAGAGCGUCAUCGCCAACAAGCUGGGCAAAGCCGCCUGCUACGCCCAUCUCUAUGUCACAGAUGUGGUCCCAGGACCCCCCGAUGGGGCCCCGCAGGUGGUGGCAGUGACAGGCAGGAUGGUCACACUCACCUGGAACCCGCCCCGGAGCAUGGAUGUGGCCAUUGACCCCGACACGCUGACCUACACCGUGCAACACCAAGUCCUGGGCUCAGACCAGUGGACUGUCCUGGCCGCUGGCCUGCGGGAGCCCGGCUGGGCGGCCCUGGGGCUGCGGAAGGGGGUGCAGCACGUCUUCCGGGUCCUCAGCACCACCCUCAAGAGCAGCAGCAAGCCCUCACCUGCCUCCGAGCCGGUGCAGCUGCUGGAGCACGGCCCACCCCUGGAGGAGGCCCCCGUGGUGCUGGAUAAGCCGGACGUCGUGUAUGUGGUGGAGGGACAGCCGGCCAGCGUCACGGUCACCUUUAACCACGUGGAAGCCCAAAUCAUCUGGAGGAGCUGCCGAGGGGCCCUGCUGGAGGCGCGGGCUGGUGUGUACGAGCUCAGCCGGCCGGACGAUGACCAGUACCGCCUCAGCAUCUGCCGUGUGAGCCGCCGGGACCUCGGGGCCCUCACCUGCACGGCCCGCAACCGCCACGGAACGCAGGCCUGCUCCGUCACCCUGGAGCUGGCAGAGGCUCCGCGGUUUGAGUCCAUCAUGGAGGACGUGGAGGUGGGGGCCGGGGAGACGGCGCGCUUCGCUGUGGUGGUUGAGGGGCGACCCCUGCCUGACAUCAUGUGGUACAAGGAUGAGGCCCUACUGACUGAGAGCAACCAUGUGGGCUUCGUGUACGAGGAGAAUGAGUGCUCCCUGGUGGUGCUCAGCGCCGGGCCGCAGGAUGGGGGCGUGUACACCUGCACGGCCCGGAACCUGGCCGGUGAGGUCUCCUGCAAGGCGGAGCUGGCCGUGCUCACAGCUCAGACAGCUAUGGAAGCGGAGGGCCUGGGGGAGGACGAGGAGCAGCGAGGAGGACGGAGACUCUGUGACUUUUACGACAUCCACCAGGAGAUCGGCAGGGGCGCCUUCUCGUACCUCCGGCGCGUGGUGGAGCGGAGCUCGGGCAUGGAGUUCGCCGCCAAGUUCAUCCCCAGCCAGGCCAAGCCCAAGGCUUCGGCGUGGCGCGAGGCACGCCUGCUGGCCCGGCUGCAGCACGACUGCAUCCUCUACUUCCACGAGGCCUUUGAGCGACGCCGGGGGCUGGUCAUUGUCACCGAGCUCUGCACUGAGGAACUUCUGGAACGCAUGGCCAGGAAGCCCACCGUGUGUGAGUCUGAGAUCCGCACCUACAUGCGGCAGGUGUUGGAAGGGAUAGGCUACCUGCACCAAAGCCACGUGCUGCACCUGGACAUCAAGCCCGAAAACCUGCUGGUGGGGGACGGCCCCGAGGGCGAAGAGCAGGUGCGCCUCUGUGACUUCGGGAACGCACAGGUGCUGACGCCGGGAGAGCCCCAGUACUGCCAGUAUGGCACCCCCGAGUUCGUGGCCCCCGAGAUCGUCAACCAGACUCCUGUGUCCGGAGUCACGGACGUCUGGCCUGUGGGCGUCGUUGCCUUCCUCUGUCUCACGGGAAUCUCCCCGUUCGUCGGGGAGAAUGAUCGAACAACCCUAAUGAACAUCCGCAACUACAACGUGGCCUUCGAGGAGACCACGUUCCUGAGCCUCAGCCGGGAGGCCCGUGGCUUCCUCAUCAAAGUGCUCGUGCGGGACCAGCUGAGGCCUUCCGCAGAGGAGACCCUGGAACACGCCUGGUUCAAAACACAGGCAAAGGGUGCCGAGGUGAGCACGGAUCACCUAAAACUCUUCCUGUCCCGACGGAGGUGGCAGCGCUCCCAGAUCAGCUACAAGUGCCACCUGGUGCUGCAACCCAUCCCCGAGCUGCUGAGGGCGCCCCCGGAGCGCGUGUGGGUGGCCGUGCCCCGCAGAGCCCCGCCCAGCGGGGGGCUGUCCUCGUCGUCGGACUCCGAGGAGGAGGACCUGGAAGAGCUGCCGUCGGUGCCCCGCCCGCUGCAGCCCGAGUUCUCGGGCUCGCGCGUGUCCCUCACGGACAUUCCCACGGAGGACGAGGCCGGGGCCGCCACGCCCAUGGACUGGCAGGAGCAGGGCCGGGCCCCCCUUGGAGACCAGGAACCCCCCAGCCCGCAGGCCCUCCCCUCCCCAGGCCAGGAGCCCCCGGCCGGGCCCAGCCCGCCGCGCGGAGCGCUCCGAAGGGGCAGCUCCGCCGAGAGCGCCCUGCCCCGGGCCGGGCGGCGGGAACCGGGCCGGGCCCUGCAGAAAGCGGCGUCCGUGGAGCUGCCGCAGCGCCGGAGUCCCAGCCCGGGGGCCACCCGCCUGGCCCGGGGUGGCCUGGGCGAGGGCGAGUACGCGCAGAGGCUGCAGGCCCUGCGCCAGCGGCUCCUGCGCGGGACCCCGGAGGACGGCAAGGUCAGCGGCCUCCGGGGUCCCCUGCUGGAGAGCCUGGGGGGCCGUCCCCGCGACCCUCGCUUGGCCCGGGCCGCCUCCAGCGAGGCCGCCCCGCGCCACCAGCCCCCGCCCGAGACCCGGGGCCUGCAGAAGAGCAGCAGCUUCUCUCAGGGCGAGGCCGAGCCCCGCGGCCGCCACCGGCGCGCCGGGGCCCCCCUGGAGAUCCCCGUGGCCCGACUCGGGGCGCGCAAGCUUCAGGAGUCGCCCUCGCUGUCGGCGCUCAGCGAGGCGCAGCCCUCCAGCCCGGGGAGGCCCGGCGCCCCCCAAGCCGGCACCCCCAAGGCCCCGGAGCCUCCGGCCCCCGCCCCCGCCGGGGAUGCCCCCGUGUCCCCGGCACCCGAGAGCCAGGAGAAAGCCCCCGAGCCCGCGCCUGAGCCAGCCCCAGCCCCCCAGCCCGCAAAACCGGCCCGGGCUCAGCGGGGUCCCCCGCCGCCUGCCACCCCCUACGCGCAGAUCAUCCAGUCCCUGCAGCUGUCGGGCCCGACCCCGACCGUGACCCUGACCCCGGCCCCGGCCACUGCCCCUCCGGCCGCGGCCCCUCCGGCCGCGGCCGCCGAGCCCAAGCCCCACCCGGCGGUCUUCGCCCGAGUCGCCUCGCCGCCCCCCGGAGCGCCCGAGAAGCGCGCGCCCGCCGCGACGGCGGCCCCGGGGCCAGGCCCGGGCCCGAAGGUGCGGGUGACCGCGGUGCCCCGGCAACCGGGCAGCAGCCUGAGCAGCAGCAUCGAGAACCUGGAGUCGGAGGCCGUGUUCGAGGCGAAGUUCAAGCGCAGCCGGGAGUCGCCGCUGGCGCGGGGUCUGCGCCUGCUGAGCCGCUCGCGCUCCGAGGAGCGCGGCCCGUGGCGCGCGGCCGAGGACGAGGACGGCAUGUACCGGCCCAGCCCCGCGGGCACCCCGCUGGAGCUCGUGCGCCGGCCCGAGCGCUCCCGCUCGGUGCAGGACCUGCGGGGGGCGGCCGGCGAGCAGAGCCUGGUCCGCCGCCUGUCGCUGUCGCUGUCGCAGCGGCUGCGCCGCACGCCGCCGGGCCAGCGCCGCCCGGCCUGGGAAGCCCGCGGGGACGGGGAGGGCUCGGAGGGCGGCAGCUCGGCGCGCGGCUCCCCGGUGCUCGCCGUGCGCCGGCGGCUCAGCUCCACGCUCGAGCGCCUGUCCAGCCGCUUCCAGCGCAGCGGCAGCAGCGAGGACUCCGGGGGCGCGUCGGGCCGCAGCACGCCGCUGUUCGGGCGGCUGCGCCGGGCCACGUCGGAGGGCGAGAGUCUGCGGCGUCUGGGCCUCCCGCACAACCAGCUGGCCGCGCAGGGGGCCGCCACCACGCCCUCCGCCGAGUCCCUGGGCUCUGAGGCCAGCGGCAACUCGGGCUCGUCGGGUCCCGGGGAAAGCCGAAGCCGGCUGCGCUGGGGGCUCUCGAGGCUGCGGAAGGACAAGGGGUUGUCCCAGCCCAACCUGUCCGCCAGCGCCCAGGAGGAUCUGGGUCACCCGUAUGUGCGCAGUGAGUCAGACUUCCCCCCAGUCUUCCACAUCAAACUCAAGGACCAGGUGCUGCUGGAGGGAGAAGCGGCCACGCUACUCUGCCUGCCCGCGGCCUGCCCCGCACCCCACAUCUCCUGGACUAAGGACAAGCAGUCCCUGCACUCCGAGCCCUCCGUGGUCAUCGUGUCCUGCAAGGACGGCCGGCAGCUGCUCAGCAUCCCCCGGGCCAGCAGGCGGCACGCGGGGCUCUACGAGUGCUCGGCCAGCAACGUGCUGGGCACCGUCACCAGCUCCUGCACUGUGGCCGUGGCCCGUGUCCCUGGAAAGCUGGCGCCCCCAGAGGUGCCCCAGACCUACCAGGACACGGCGCUGGUGCUGUGGAAACCAGGGGAUGGCCGGGCCCCCUGCACCUACACUCUGGAGCGGCGGGUGGAGGGUGAGUCGGCCUGGCACCCGGUGAGCGCGGGCAUCCCUGACUGCUACUACAACGCCACCCAGCUGCCCAUCGGGAUCCCCGUGAGGUUCCGCGUGGCCUGUACCAACCGCGCCGGCCAGGGGCCCUUCAGCAACCCUUCUGAGAAGGUCCUCAUCAGGGCAGUGCCAGAUUCCUCAGCUCCGCCCUCCAUCGCUCGAGAUGUCCCUGUUACCUCAGGGCCGGCCAGGGCCCCGCCUCCCGCCUCACCUACCUCACUGGCCCCGUCCCCCAGCCCCAGCCCAGCUCCCAUGGCGCCAGCCUCCCCGACGACGACGGCGCCCAGCCCCUCAUCGCCCCAGCCGCCGCCAUCCCCCCGCCAGGCCUUGCCCUCACUCAAGGCCGUGGGUCCACCCCCCGCCACCCCCCCACGAAAGCACAGGGGCCUGCAGGCUGCCCGGCCAGCAGGGCCCACCCCUGCCAGCGCCCAAGUCACCACAAGUGAGCUUGGGGCUUCCCUCCCCGAUGGGGGGACCCCUGCCCCGGCCCCUAGCCCCCAAGGAGUAAAAGCUGCGGCCCCCUCUUCGCCCUUGUACUUGGUGACAUCGUUCGUGUCUGCGCCCCCCGCCCCCGAGCCCACACCUGCACCCACCCAGGAGACCGGGCAGAGCCUUAGCCCGGCCACAGAGGCACAGGAGCCCCGCGGGGCCUCCCCCCGCAGCUCUCCAGGGCCCGAGGGCACCACUCUUCGGCAGGGUCCUCCCCAGAAGCCCUACACCUUCCUGGAGGAGAAAGCCCGGGGCCGCUUCGGUGUGGUGCGGACGUGCCGGGAGAAUGCCACGGGGAGGACGUUCGUGGCCAAGAUCGUGCCAUACGCGGCCGAGGGCAGGCGGCGGGUCCUGCAGGAGUACGAGGUGCUGCGGGCACUGCACCACGAGCGCCUCAUGGCCCUGCACGAGGCCUACAUCACGCCCCGCUACCUCGUGCUCAUCGCCGAGAGCUGCGGCAACCGGGAGCUCCUCUGCGGUCUCAGCGACAGGUUCCGGUAUUCCGAGGAUGACGUGGCCACCUACGUGGUCCAGCUGCUGCAGGGCCUGGACUACCUGCACGGCCACCACGUGCUGCACCUGGACAUCAAGCCCGACAACCUGCUGCUGGCCCCCGACAACGCCCUCAAGAUUGUGGACUUCGGCAGCGCCCAGCCCUACAACCCCCAGGCCCUGCAGCCCCUGGGGCACCGCACGGGCACGCUGGAGUUCAUGGCUCCUGAGAUGGUGAAGGGAGACCCCAUCGGCUCUGCCACGGACAUCUGGGGCGUCGGCGUGCUCACUUACAUCAUGCUGAGUGGACGCUCCCCCUUCUAUGAGCCAGACCCCCAGGAAACAGAGGCCCGGAUCGUGGGUGGCCGCUUCGAUGCCUUCCAGCUGUACCCCAACACCUCCCAAAGCGCCACCCUGUUCUUGCGAAAGGCCCUCUCAGUCCAUCCCUGGAGCCGGCCGUCGCUGCAGGACUGCCUGGCCCACCCGUGGCUGCAGGACGCCUACCUGAUGAAGCUGCGUCGCCAGACGCUCACCUUCACCACCAACCGGCUCAAGGAGUUCCUGAGCGAGCAGCGGCGCCGCCGCACCGAGGCCGCCACCCGCCACAAGGUGGUGCUGCGCUCCUACCCGGGCAACCCCUAGCGGCUCGGACCCCAGCCAGCCUCGGGCUUCGACUCGGGGCUCCAUUCCAGGGCCCACGCUGAGCCGGGAGCCCUCCCGGGUUUCAGACACCACCAGCAGCAACAUCCGGCGGGGCUCUUACCUCAUGGACCUGCGGGCACAGCGGCCCCAGGCUCCGGCAGACCACCGGGCCGGAGCCAGAGCGGGGCACCCCCGUCGGGCCGGGCUGGGC
This is a messenger RNA of Sorex fumeus (smoky shrew), 9808 nucleotides long. It is a transcript of the gene SPEG, whose product is annotated as striated muscle enriched protein kinase. NCBI's taxonomy places the organism in Eukaryota, Metazoa, Chordata, Mammalia, Eulipotyphla, Soricidae. The record is from RefSeq and is a predicted model, not a curated record. Gene Ontology annotation, biological process: protein phosphorylation; muscle cell differentiation. Gene Ontology annotation, molecular function: ATP binding; protein binding; protein kinase activity.